Molecule: messenger RNA, 5857 nt
Organism: Brassica rapa (field mustard)
Lineage: Eukaryota; Viridiplantae; Streptophyta; Magnoliopsida; Brassicales; Brassicaceae
Product: AP2-like ethylene-responsive transcription factor BBM2
Biological process (GO): regulation of DNA-templated transcription
Molecular function (GO): DNA binding; DNA-binding transcription factor activity
Source: RefSeq, a predicted model, not a curated record
AAUAAUAAUGGUGCUACUUGAGGGAUUUUUAGCUUUUUAAUUUGGGUUCUUGUUGACGUAUAUUUAGUUGUCACAAGUGAGGAUUCCUCUGAAAACCAAAAUUCAACUAAAGAAUGCCAUAUUAAGAAGUGAAUCCUUAACGUUAUGUUUCAUCAUAAAGAAUUCAACUUUCUGUAAAAAAAAAGGAGUUCCAAUCAUAACCUUGCCUUAUGUAUGCGCACGCCAAUUUAACAUUCGGUCAAUUAUGAAAAAUCUGAACGAUAGAAGGAUUUUUCUUUUCCAAGAUAUAUAUAUAAUAAAUUACAUACGGAAAGUAAAAGUAUUCUAAAAGAAAAUGAGAUGUGUCAGUCAUGCAAAAAAUGAAUGGUUGUGAUGUAGAGUGGAAACACAAGAACUCCCCCGAUUUGAUCCAAAAAAAAAGAACUCCCCCGCUUUAACCGGGGAAAAGGCUGUUCUUGUAUAAAAAAUGAAAAGUGAAAUGUUUAUUUAUUUGUCUUGAUAAAAAAUAUAAAAAUAGAGCAUAAAUAUUAAUAAUAUGACAAUGACACUGGUUGGUGCAAUUGCAAUGUGCUAAUGUUAUGGGUUUUCGUACGCCGAAGGCAGACGUUUGCAGACCCUUAUCAUUUCCACAUUCGUCUUUACAUUACAGAAGAUAAAAUAUUGUGUAAUAUAUGAGAGAUUCCUUAUAUAGAAGGUCUAAAUAUGAAAGCACUAUAAACCCUAAUUUCAAUCAACAAGACCUCUUUUGAUUUAAAAUGUUAAUCAACAAGAAACGAUAUUUUGAUUUAACUAAACAUGUGUAUAUUAGACCAAAAAAUGAAUAAAGUAUUAAAAUACUUCUGAAUGAGCAUGCAUGUUGCUACUGUUAAUGUGUAUAUAUAUAGUAAACAUGUGCAUGCAAAUGCACAAUGAAUGGGUGCAAAGUAAAAGGUUUAGGGUGGAGGAAUGGUAGAACAGCAGCACUGCAGCAGUUGCAUUUAUACUGACAAAUACCUCAAACUCGUCCAUCUGAUUUUUCAAUACUAUUUUCCUCUUCUUUUACCACUCUUCCUCAUUUUCUACCUACAUACAGGUUUUAUUAUUUUUGGCCACACGCUCUUGUCAGUUGUAGAUAUCUUGAUCGACAGGUGUUUCCAUUUGUUUUCAGAUGGAUUCUACAAGUCUUUUCUCACAUCAAUAAGUUAGCCCCAACACAUUAAUUUUCCUUUUUUGAAAAAAACACUGCUUAAAACUAAUUCUUUUGUUUGGCUUUGACAAGUAAUAAUGGUUUUACACAAAAGUCUGAUCAUGAUAUAGCCAAACCCUCAUCCGUCUUUCAUUUUUACGUUUUACCAUUAUUAAUACGUGGAUGCAGUGAAAUCUUAUCUAAACAAAAAUAACACACAUGCAAUGCUAUUAGCAAAAACACAAAACACACACAUGCAAUGAAGUUAGUUUUAUCGUGGAUGAUAAAUAUGUUUGCAACCGAACCAAUUAUAUUUCUUUUAUUUUUAGUAUUGUCCCUUCAUCAAAACAUAAAGUAAAUGAAUAACGUUUUGAGUUGAAAUCAGAAAAAGUUAAACCGUAUAUCGAAAGUGUAAUUAAGAACCUUUAAAUUCGUAUAAUUUCACUAAUUGAGUGGAUAUGUUGAAAUAAUUGAGUACCAAAGGCCUCGGGGUUAUUACAGAUAUGAACAAAUUAUAAGAGAAAUAAUAGUAUGGUUUUGCAGGUACGAGGCAAUUCUCGAACGUGUGUUGGUGGUGUGUUAGAUAUCGCAAGCAUAAUAAUGGAGGAAAGUGAAAUAAAUUAUAAAAUAGACAAAGAGGAUCCAUUGAAUCGUAUCUUACCAAAUAAAGUCCAAAACUUUUAAAUUUGUCUAAACAUUCGAAAGAUUAUAAACACAUGCACAUGCUCACUAUCUUUUCAUUGAUCCAUGUGUAUACCCUAUUUUUGCCUCCCUAAUUACCCUAAUUUCCCUAAAUCAUUUUUAAAUUCGAUAUUAAUCGGAUAAGCUGCAACUACUUUACAACUAUCGCUUUAGGAUGUACAUCUCUAGCAUCCCCUACUAGUCAUUCACCUCUAUGUAAUUAUGCUAGUUUUAAGUAUUACAUUUAUUUACUUUUUGCGUUUACAAUGUUAUUAUAGUUGGACUGUUGGAGGACGGAAUUAUAUGUGUUUUGAAACUUUUGGGACGUUUUAAUUGGCUGAACAACAGCCACUGGAAACUUAUUCGUUUCUGUUAUAUGUGUAAGUAUUUUUUUUUUUUGCUAAGAAUUUGAAUUGCAUUACUUGAAUGGGCAGUUUGCAUAUUACAAAGAGUUUAAGACAGGUCAGGAACAAGCUCCAUGACAAAAAAGAUAAAACAUAGAGAUAACCUGAGAAAAUAGUGCUAAUUGAUCCCCUUGCUGUUAGGCAAAAGUUAACCAUUUAGCAAGUAGGUUUUUGAACUUCUUACGGUUCCUACGAGCGAGAAUGGCGUCUCUGAUUCUGCGAUCAAGUAGUUUAAAGAGGACUUCUGAAGAGGAGGAGAUGUUGUUAUGUAGCCUAUUGUUCCUCUCAUGCCACAAAGAGUAGAUAACUGCUUGAGCAACUAAUCUUCUUAGAGUUGUUGGACAGAUUGAAUCCUUUGAUCCCAACCAAUCAGAAAAAGCAUCCCAAAAUUGAAAGGAGAGAGUUAUGUACCCUAGCCUUCUGAUGAUCAUGGCCCAUAGAUGCUGGCUAACUUCACACCUGAGGAAGAGGUGAUCCCUAUCUUCUUCAAACCGAUCACAAAGGUAGCAACUUCUUCAAACCGAUCAAAUAUAUGUAGUGUAAGUUUGUUCUUAUAUACUACAUAUAUUUCAAAUAUCUAUAAAAAGUAACAUCAACAAAAAAAUGUGUAUUGCAUUUUUAAAACUGAUUAGUAGCUGAGAUAUGACAUCUUGUAUGAUCAAGAUCACCUGUGAAGCUAAUUACAUACUACUAGUGUUGUCUAUCUUUAGAGGAACGUAUGUUUCGUUUAAGCAGGGAUCUAUGUAAUUCAAAUAUCAGCUCGCUCGGCCAUAGGUUCACAUAUACACAUGUCUCCACCAGACACAGCAUCAUUGGUCUUAGUUCGACAGCUAGCGAGUUUUGGAUUUUACUAUUGGUCCUCGUGUUACUCUUUUUAUAUUUUUGUCACAAACGACACGAAUCUCAUUAAAACGGAGAUUUGAUUUGAAAGGGUUUUUUUUUCAUUUUUGACUGAUUAAUUAAAAUGUCAUUAACCAAACUUGAUAGGAGUAGUAUUUAAUAGAUUAGGCAGUUAAUUAUUUACUAGUUACUACCCCUACCCUUCAAACCGACCAAUACAUCUCCACAUUUUCAAGUAAAUGUUUUUUUUUUAAUUUUCUGAAUUUGAUUUCAAAAUUCGUUUAUAUAAUUGCGCAUAAUACGUCGCCUCGGAAGAAAUGAAACAUUAUGUUUUUGACUUUUCUUCUUCUUCUUCUCUCUUCAUUAAGACCAAAACCUUUUUCUCUUCGUCUUCGUGCAUGAACCCUAACUAAGUUCUUCUUCUCUAAUCUCUCACAAGAAACCUUUUAGAUCACCUUACGAACUCGAUGAAUAAUAAUUGGCUAGGUUUUUCUCUCUCUCCUUCUGACCAAAAUAUCCAUCGUACGGGGGUCGUCGACUCUUCCACCGCCACAACAGCCGUAGAUGUCACGGGGGAGUAUUGUUACGAUAUGACUGCUGCCUCUGAUGAGUCUUCAGCUGUUCAAACAUCGUUUCCUUCUCCCUUUGGUGUCGUCCUCGAUGCCUUCACCAGAGACAACAAUAGUCACUCCCGAGAUUGGGACAUCAAUGGUGGUGCAUGCAAUAACAUCCACAGUAAUGACCAAAAUGAACCAAAGCUUGAGAAUUUCUUCGGCCGCACCACCACGAUUUACAACAACAGCGAAAAUGGUGGAGAUGGAAAUGGUGGUUGUGGAGGAGGAGACGGUGCUGGUGGCUCAUUAGGCCUUUCGAUGAUUAAGACAUGGCUGACGAAUCAGCCGGUGUCUAAUGUGGAUCAUCAAGAGAAUAAUGGGAAUGCCGCAAGAGGCUUGUCACUCUCUAUGAACUCAUCUACUACUUGUGAUAGCAACAAGUACAACAAUAGGAAUAAUGUUGUUCAAGAGAAGACCAAUGUUGAUAGCGUUGAUGCUACACCUAAGAAAACUAUUGAGAGUUUUGGACAAAGGACGUCUAUAUAUCGCGGUGUUACAAGGCAUCGGUGGACAGGAAGAUAUGAGGCACAUUUGUGGGAUAAUAGUUGCAAAAGAGAAGGCCAAGCUCGCAAAGGAAGACAAGUUUAUUUGGGAGGUUAUGACAAAGAAGAAAAAGCAGCUAGGGCGUAUGAUUUAGCCGCACUCAAGUAUUGGGGAACUACCACUACUACUAAUUUCCCUAUAACUGAAUAUGAGAAAGAGGUAGAAGAUAUGAACCACAUGACGCGGCAAGAGUAUGUUGCCUCUCUGCGCAGGAAAAGUAGUGGUUUCUCUCGUGGAGCAUCGAUUUAUCGAGGAGUAACAAGGCAUCACCAACAUGGAAGAUGGCAAGCUAGGAUCGGAAGAGUCGCCGGUAACAAAGACCUCUACUUGGGAACUUUUGGCACACAAGAAGAGGCUGCAGAGGCAUACGACAUUGCUGCCAUCAAAUUUAGAGGAUUAACCGCAGUGACUAACUUCGAAAUGAGCAGAUACAACGUUAAAGCAAUCCUCGAGAGCCCGAGUCUUCCUAUUGGUAGCUCUGCGAAACGUCUCAAGGAAGUUAACCAUCCGGUUCCUAGUAUGAUGAUCAAUAAUAACAUUUCAGAGGGUGAAAAUGAUGCUAGCGGUUGGCAAAACGCUGCGGUUCAGCAUCAUCAUGGAAUAGAUUUGAGCUUAUUACAGCAACAUCAAGAGAGGUACAAUAAUUAUUACAAUGGAGGGAGUGCUAGGGCUUAUUUUAAAGAAGAGGAAGAUCAGCACCAUUUCUUGAGCAACUCGCCGAGCCUCAUGGCUAAUAUCGAUCAGCAUAGUUCUGCUUCGGGUGAUAUGGUUACUGUUUAUGGAAAUGUCGAUGGUUAUGGUAGUCAUCAAGCACUUGCAACCCCGGUUGGAACAUCUCUUAACUGCGAUGCUUUGGCCGCUGCUGAGAUUGCUUACGACGCAAGAAACCAUUAUUAUUUUGCUCAGCAACAGCAAGGAGGAGGAGGUUUUCCUGUGGGAAUUUCGAAUAAUGUUGGCUCUAAUAUGUACUUUAAUGGGGAAGGUGGUGGAGAAGGUGCGUUUACAGUUUGGAACAACACUUAGGAAAAUAGUUAAAGAUCUUUAAUUAGUGUUUGCUUUGUGUGUUGUGAACAGUUCGAUUCAGUUCUAUUUCUUGGUAAGUUUCGUGUGACAUUUUAUUAGUUUCGAUUUAAUUGGAUAAAUUUUAUAAAGUAUGACCACAUUUUAUUUUAUUUUUAAUCUACCAUUGGAACCAUAUGUUUAUAUUCUUUUAGAGCAUGUAUGUUUAGGGAAGAUAAAAAAAUACAAAGAGACUCUCAAAUUCUGAUUUGUGCACGUUGGUAACUAAUUCCACAUGCUCGAUUCUUCUCCUACUCUACUCUUUUGUUUUGCUUGACCACUGUGGAGUCCUUAGGAAUAAAUUAUCAUUUUUUUUUUUGAAUAGUUAAGGACUCUUGUGAAAAAUGUGUGUACAAUGGUGAAUUCGAAGUUGGAAUCUUUAGGAAUAAAAAAAUAUAAUUUUUUUUUUGUUUAGUGAAAUAUAAUUUUUAUAUAUUGAAUGAUUAAAUAGAAUAACUUAACAUAAAAUACUAAAAGUAAACUUAAAAAAUAAAAAUUAAACAUAUAAAUAUAAUAAUUAAAAAUAAAAACAAUAAUUAAACAUAAAGAUA